Messenger RNA from Gekko japonicus, 927 nucleotides. RefSeq lists its product as uncharacterized. The transcript is spliced from 3 exons. The record is from RefSeq and is a predicted model, not a curated record. NCBI's taxonomy places the organism in Eukaryota, Metazoa, Chordata, Lepidosauria, Squamata, Gekkonidae. The coding region runs from base 1 to 750 and encodes 249 amino acids.
AUGCUGGGUUCCCGGGUGUGCUGGCAGCUGCUCCUUGGGUGGGCUCUGCUACUGGGCCAGCCGGUCUUUGGAGACUCAGGGUCGAGUUCCUCAGAACAGCGCUCUUUACAAGAGCCAGAGAAUCCAGCGCCAGGGUCAGAAGAGCCAGAGAAUGCAGUGGCAGAAGGGCCAGAGAAGCCACUGCCAGAAUCGGAAGAACCAGAAGACCUGUUGCCAGAACUGGAUGAGCCAGAACAGCAGGUGCCAGUGCAGGAAGAGCUGGAGGAGAAGCCACUGUCAGAUGAAGAACUGGAGGAAAUGGAGAAAGACGAAAGAGAAUGGUUAAAGCAGGAGAAGGAGAAACCCUGUGGUUCCUGGUUAGACUAUCUCCAGGCAAUUGCCCUGGGCUACUAUAACAAGGAACGGAAGGAAUACUACAAGCCAGAUGGGCGUGCAACUCUAAGAACCAAGAAAGCCAUUGGGACAAUGAUAUCCCUCAAGGUGGUGUUGAUGAGAACGAACUGCACAAGGGACCAGCUGCCAGAAUACACGCGUCACGGCAGACUUCCGUUCCACAUAUAUCGUUUUUAUGCUAAAUUUCCGGAAAACUGUGAGUCACUGAAGGGUUCUGAACAGGAAUGCACCUUCACAUUAUUUGGCGAUCAAAGGAGAGGGAGUUUUCAUGAUAUGGCUGUCGUGUCUGACAAAUGCAGUCCGAUGCAUCCGAAUGAGGAGAGACACCAAAGACCCCGCGUCACCUUCAGAUCAUAGUGGCCAAUGGUUGGGGGUGGGGGAAGCAGGGUAGAAAAAACAUCUGUUUAGUUUGCCCUCUUCCUUCUACCCCCUGACAUAAUCUGUUAGAUGCAUAUCUGAAAACUGUCCCACUGAGAAUUCCCCCCUUCCUCCCCCCAGAAUCUCUAGCUGAUUUCUUACCCAUCCCGUUUCUCG